AACUCUCCUGGUCAUGUUGUAUUCCGCAAUGUCUAUUUCAAUUAUCCAACCAGAAAACAGAUCAGAGUACUUCGUGGAUUGAACUUGGAGAUACAACCCGGUACUACGGUAGCACUAGUUGGUCGAUCUGGUUGUGGAAAAAGCACUGUGAUGGCGCUGUUGGAAAGAUUCUACAAUCAAAGCAGAGAUGUGUCUCGUUGGGGCGGAGAACAUCAGAAAAUGACAUUUGCGAAUCAUUACAGUGAGCAAGUGUGCAUCGUCAGUCAGGAACCGACGCUUUUCGACUGUACCAUUCUUGAGAACAUCUGCUAUGGAUUGGAUGACCCUAAACCUUCCUACGAGAAGGUGGUUGCUGCGGCAAAAAUGGCAAACAUACACAAUUUUGUGCUUGGGCUGCCAGAGCGGGUUAACGAGCACACGAGUGGGCGAGAAAGGUACGCAAUUAUCGGGCGGGCAAAAGCAGCGAAUCGCGAUUGCACGAGCGUUGAUUCGAGAUCCGCCUAUACUUCUUCUGGACGAGGCGACAAGUGCGCUCGACACCGAGAGCGAAAAGAUGUCCAAGAUGCUCUGGAGGUGGCCCGUCAAGGUCGAACGUGCAUAGUAAUUGCCCAUCGUCUGUCAACAAUUCAGGAUAGUGAUGUCAUAGUGAUGGUCCAAGAGGGAAAAGCCACCGACAAAGGCACUCAUGAACAUCUGCUGUUGAAAAACGAAGCUGUACCAACGGUUAUGCGAAACACAACGACUUGUUGA
Molecule: messenger RNA, 750 nt
Organism: Ostertagia ostertagi
Lineage: Eukaryota; Metazoa; Nematoda; Chromadorea; Rhabditida; Trichostrongylidae
Source: the annotation of a GenBank genome assembly